Messenger RNA from Poeciliopsis prolifica (blackstripe livebearer), 3207 nucleotides. RefSeq lists its product as uncharacterized. Gene Ontology annotation, biological process: lipid transport; lipoprotein metabolic process. The record is from RefSeq and is a predicted model, not a curated record. NCBI's taxonomy places the organism in Eukaryota, Metazoa, Chordata, Actinopteri, Cyprinodontiformes, Poeciliidae. The coding region runs from base 316 to 2157 and encodes 613 amino acids. The transcript is spliced from 3 exons. Gene Ontology annotation, cellular component: extracellular region. Gene Ontology annotation, molecular function: lipid binding.
AAUGUCUGAGUUUCAAAAGUGGAUCAUUUCCACUUUUUUCUAGAAAAUUUUGAAAUAAUCCCAAAAUUGUCGAGGUUUUGUUUUGGCAGAAAUGUACUUCUUCUUCUCUUCUUCCUACAAUGUCCUCAAUGCAACAUUGUAGUUAUUUGUGCAGAUAGUUUGGUCUGAACAAACUUCCAGAAACUUCAGCUCCUUCAAGAGACUCUGCUUCUAAUUUUUCUUGGAAAAGGUGAGAGUUCAGAGGUCAGAUGUUGCUUUAAUGUAACUAGUACGUAAACUUUAACCUUUUUUCAGGAAAAUCACUGGGAUCCCACCAUGGACGUAGCCGACAUGCUCAUAGAUAAAAUCUUCGAGUGGGUGAAGCUGCAGAAAGAAGGUGCAGAGAAGUUUGACAAACUGGCCACUGAGCUGGAGGAAACCAAGAAAGGUUGCAACAUCAGUAAAGUUGUAGGCAGCUCAGUGUCUGUAGGAGGAGCGGCGGCCAUGACGGUUUCUGGCAUAUCGGCCCUCGUCACUGGAGGAGCUGCGAUCCCGUUCCUGUUCACGGCUGGAGCCGUGGCCUCUGGCCUCGGUCUGACCACUAACCUGACCUCAGACGUUGUGGACAUCACUGUGGCGAGCCUAAACAUGAAGGAAGCCAAACAGAUCGGCGAGAAGAUUGAGAAUCUCGAAAAGGGGAUUGAGAAACUGAUGGGAACGCUGAAGGAGGAAGGAGAGCGGAGAGAAAAAGAGGCUUCGUCCUUUGAGAAACUUUCUCCAGAAGAUUAUGUUGUAGAAAGGAUUGUGAGGGCGAUGGCCAAACGAGAGGGGCUGAUGCUGAACGCCAGGAUCAGCCUGCAGAGCAUGCUGUCUGGUUUCUCCAAAACACUGAUCAGUGAAAAGGAGGCAGAUUUCGCUCUUCUUGGGAUUUCUUUAGCUGCCAAGUUUGCAAUGAUCGCAGCUAGAAAGUCUGGGAAGAGUUUGGUGUCGAAUGGCCUUCCAGAGCUGGCAGCGUCCAUGGGAGCAAAAGCUGCAGGCAAAGCAGUCGGACGGGUCGGAGCCGGAGUGGUAGGAUUGGCUUUUUCAGUUCCUGAGCUGGUGAUCAACUGUAUCGAUGUGAAUAACUGUAAGACAGAAGCCAGUCAGAGUCUGAGGAAGAACGCUGUGGACAUUCGGAAAGCAUCUGACCAGAUGGAAAAAGACCUUAAAAACAUCCAAUCGAUCUUCCGGAGGUUAGCCGAGGUCAAACGCUGCAUUGAAACCAAAAACAAGACCAGUGACGACAGUCAAACUCUGCUGAAGUUUGCACAGGAUACCUGCAAAGAUGAAUCAGUUAGGAAGUGGCUCAGGGAAAACGCAAAGUCUAAGAAAUUCUCCAUGUUGGUGGACAUGUUCCAGUUCCUGAAGGAAAACAUUGAUGAGGAAGAGGAGAAGAACCACAGCAACGAAGUCGACAUCACCUUUGUGGCUCAUGGUGCGAUCACUGACUCCAUGAUGCCAGCCAGCUGCCUGCUGCCUCUGCCCACCGUUUCCGACGUUGUCCUGUAUUCGCCCUGGAACUGCUACCUUGAAGCUACUGCAGCGUACGGCAUCGCCACAGGGAAGAUUCAACCGGUCCACAGGCAGUUUUACUGCUCACCUGAUCGUGGCUGCAAGGUUCCAGAUAACGGGCAUCUGCCCAAACGUCUCCCCGAUGGGUGGAACUCCAUGAAGACAGCUGGAAAUCAAAAGAUUCCCAACAUCAUCGUGUCUCCUUUAAAAACACCUGAAGAUGGCGUCUGGAAGAAAUUUGAGAGGCUAGAAAGCAGACAUGGCAACCCUGGAAGAAACCAUAUCCUCAUUCCAUUAAUCCUCCCUGAACAAGGAGUCAUCCCUCUCCCUGUGGUGACCUUGGCUCUGUCGCUGGUGCUCAUGUUCUCCAGGUUUCAGGCCACGCUCCACCUCACCGUCUGUCUGGGGAAACUAUCUAGAAAAAUGAAACUGGAUGAAGAAGCUCUGAAGCAGCAGUAUGCCUGCACCAUCGACUUCACAGCAAUGACCUCAACUGAGAAGAUGUUGGCCUCCAAGUUCCAAUCUAUAAUAUCUUCAGUGAUAAAGUUCUUCAGAAGAACAGAAAGCAGUGCAGAAAACCAAGUACAUGAGCGUCUGGCCAAUGCUUUCAAAGCCAUGUUCGGUUGAACUGAGACAAAACGGGUACUGAGGAAAUAUAAAAUAUGAACUAGAUGUUUUGGACUCUGUCUUCAGAUCAACGAGUUUUAUUUUGAUAGUCAUUACAAUUAAGUUUUUCUAAUUCCUGUUCAGUUUCUAGACACUUUUACUGCACUGCCAUCUAGUGGUCUUAGACAGCAAAUGAAAACGAUCAGUGGUUUAAUUAUUUCUUAAAGUAAAUAAUGUAAUUUAAUUUGUUUAUUUAGUCACAGUGAGAAUGUCAGACAUAGGAAGCAUAAGAAGUAAAAAUUCUAAAACCUGAUAAGAUCUGAUUUAUUUUAUGUGUUUCUUGUCUCUUCUUUUCCUUGAAUAAUUUAGCUUUCUGUGUUGUUUGGUAAUUAGGAUGAAUUUGAAUGUAUGUGUGAUUGAAUUGAAAUGAUAUUUUGUAAAAUGUCUUGAGACGACGUGUUUUAAAUUGGUGCUACAUAAGUAAAAAUUAACUGAAUUGAAUCUGCAGCUCAGACGUCUUCAGUAUUUCUUGGUAUUUUCCUUUCAGACUUCCUUCAAAAUAUUCAGAUUUUACAGAUACUGAAUAUUUACUCUGAUUCAUGCAUCAGUUCAGGGUUUUCACAUUUAAAGUAGAGCUUCGCAGGAGCAUGUGAAGCAGCUACAGGAUUUAAAUUCAUGUAAAACACGUGAAGAGCUGAAGAGUUCCUAUAACUCGACUCAUUUACAGGAAGAACCAUCUGAUUGGCAUAAAUUCCUGAGCCAACCAGGAAUUUGCUCAGGAACCUGUUGAAAUGAAAACAACAGGUGUGUUUUCAUUUCACCUGUGGGCAUGUCUGGUGAUUCUAAUCUGGUUUCUGUAAAUAAAACUCCAUUCUGACUCAGUGUGACAUGAAGAGUACAGAGACAGAAAAACAACAGAUAAACUAAACACAAUCAGAUGUUAAUACAUCAUUUAUUUCUGUUUGAUGAAUUUCUACAGAUUUUACUGCAUGCCUGGUUCACAGAGCAGAACCUGCUGCAGGUUUCUGAUCAGUUUUGGUCGGAUUCAGGUGUUUAUUAUGGUCAAUAAAC